AUGUCACAAGUGUUCACAUCCUCGACAAUACCUCUAACAUUUGUGCCGCAUGACAAAUAUCCACAGCACAAGAAGCUACAGUCGCCUGAUAACAAUGACAACGACAAAAAUGCAGAUAUCGAAGAGGGUGCUCCCAUAUGGCAAUGUAUGAUUGCAGGAGGAUUUGGCGGGGUAGUUGGAGACAGCGCUAUGCAUUCAUUAGACACAGUGAAAACCAGGCAACAAGGAUUCCCGCAUAAUCUCAAGUACAAACGCAUGAUACUGGCGUACGCAACUAUACUCAAGGAAGAGGGGUUAUUUCGAGGUCUAUACGGUGGAUAUACCCCUGCGGUUUUGGGCUCAUUCCCAUCCACAGCGGCGUUUUUCGGUACAUAUGAAUAUACGAAAAGGAAAAUGAUUUACAAUUGGAAUAUGAAUGAGACAAUUGCCUAUUUAAUAGCGGGCACUUUGGGAGAUUUGGCGUCAAGUGUGUUUUAUGUUCCUUCAGAAGUGCUUAAAACUCGGCUACAAUUGCAGGGAAGGUACAACAAUCCAUAUACUACCGAGUGUGGAUAUAAUUACCGGGGAUUAGCAGACGCAAUAAAAAGCAUUUACCGAACCGACGGACUAAAGACAUUUGUCUUUGGUUACAAAGAAACGUUGUUUCGAGAUUUACCAUUUAGCGCAUUACAAUUGUCAUUUUACGAAAAGUUUCGUCAAUUGGCCAUAUAUUAUAAUCACAACUCUGAUGAUUUGCCUGUCGGGGUUGAACUAUUGACCGGUGCCGCGGCAGGAGGCUUGGCAGGUAUACUAACUACACCCUUAGACGUCAUCAAAACUCGUAUACAAACUGCAACAAAUACAUCAGACUUGCAUAGUCCAAUAUCGAAGCAUAAAGUAAUUACAAAUCCAUUCAUAAGAUCUUUUAACAACAAUGCUACGCUAAGAGCAUUAUACUCGAUUUACAAGUGUGAAGGUAUACUAGGUGCAUUUUCUGGGGUGGGGCCUAGAUUUAUAUGGACCGGGAUUCAAAGCUCAAUAAUGUUGUUACUAUACCAAACGUCCUUGAAACAAUUGGAGAUUUAUUUUGGGAGUGAUAGAGAUCAAAACUUGGAGGCUUAG
Lodderomyces oxycetoniae is the source of this 1101-nucleotide messenger RNA. RefSeq lists its product as uncharacterized. Gene Ontology annotation, biological process: magnesium ion export from mitochondrion. Bases 1 to 1101 code for a protein of 366 amino acids. The record is from RefSeq and is a predicted model, not a curated record. The transcript has a single exon. NCBI's taxonomy places the organism in Eukaryota, Fungi, Ascomycota, Pichiomycetes, Serinales, Debaryomycetaceae. Gene Ontology annotation, molecular function: magnesium ion transmembrane transporter activity.